AUGGCAGACAUCCCGGAGACACAGACCGUUCUCAUCCUCCAUGCGGCGAAGCAGCCGUACGAGACGGCAGAGGGGUACCAGGUUCCCGAGAUCCAAAAUGAGCAAGAGGUGAUGGUGAAGACGGAACACAUCGGUCUCAACCCGAUCGACUGGAAAGCACCAGCUCCUCACCCCAGUGACUUCAACUUUGCAAUCCCAACUCUCCCCUACAUCUCAGGCCGCGAACUCGUAGGCCGCGUCGUCCGCCGCCCGCAGACAUCAUCAUCAACAGCCUCCCAAACGCAAAGCCAAAGCCGCCUCCGCGAAGGCGACCAAGUCCUCGUCAUCUCCACAGACUACCGCGACCUCCGCAAGGCAGCCUACCAGGAGUACGUCGUCACCUCAGACUUCAACGCAGCCCGCAUCCCGCCCAACGUCUCCCCGCGCGCCGGCGCGACCCUCGGCGUUGCCUUUGUCGCCGCGGCGCUUUCCCUGGCCGUCUGCAUGGGCGUGGAUUUCUCCAACGUCCUCGACGGGCCCGAUCUGUUGUCGAUCCUGCGCUCCGUUCCGCCGGAGAGUCUGCCGCAGGAUAUCAGGGCAGAGUGUCUCUCGGGCAUUGGGAACCAUGAGAGGGCCACGGCGGGCGACUGGGUCGUCAUCUGGGGCGGGUCGUCAACUUCUGCGAACCUGGCUGUGCAGCUCGCGCGGCUUGCGGGGUUGAAGGUCGUUACCGUGGUAGAUAAGUUGCGUCACGGCCUCCGUCUGUCGAAUCACACGGUUCUCAGGCCCGAUUUGCUCGUCGACAGCCACGACCCUGCCCGCGCCAUCGAUAUCAUCCGCGCCAACGUCGGAAAGGACCUGCGCUUCGCACUGGAUACCAGCGGUCGGGAGUCUGCCGGCUGGCUUCUCCGCGCGCUGACGCCGUCGCAGGAUACAAAUGCGCCGCCUAGUCCGCCGGAUACGCCUCGCAACUCGGUGCCUACCGUGAAGCAUCUCAUCGGUCUUACUGGGUUGCCCAAGAAGCAGGCACCAGAGGCGGUCGCGUACCACACCGUACCCAUCAAGGUCUUCCACGAGGUACCUGCUGUGGGAGAAGCUCUCGUCACCUGGCUGGAGCGAUUGCUCGAGAGCGGCCUGGUCAGCCCUCCCGAAGUCCUCGGCGUAGAAGAAGGGUUCGAGGGCAUAAACCGAGGCCUCGACCGUAUGAGAAAGGGCGAGAUCCGCGGCGGGAGAAUAGUCGUCAGUCUCGCGCCAGAGGAUGCCGCGGCCGCGCAGGAAGACGUCACGAGGGAGGCGAGCGUGCCCCCCACGCUGGUCGAUUCGCCCAUGGCGGACGGCGUCGUUGAAGAAGAGCCUCAGCCUUCAGAGACGUCGCAGGCGUCAAGCCCCGAGUUCACUGCUCAGAAGCUUGCCGACACUGGCCUGCGGAGGGGAAGCGCGACAUUGUGGCAGGCUGGGCUGGCGGGUGAUGUGGUUCCCAGACAGCUUCCCGACGAGCAGAUUGCAUCAGAUAAGAGUCUCCCGGCCGCUUGUUGCGUUACCGGACCUCGGCCGGAUCUGCGAAAUCUGCGUGUCUUUUCUCUGCAUCUUUCACUGCAAAUGUCUUCUUCUCAGGUCGAGCGCCAGCGCUUACCACUGGAACUCAUACUAAACAUCAUCGAGAGUCUUCUCCCACCGAACGAAUCGUCAAUCUUGCCUGCGUCCCAUAGUGCAACGAAGACCCUGAUAUCCUUCAGUCGCGUCUCACGCUCAACAUAUGACUUCAGCAUACGUCUUAUUCGCAAGCGAUGCAUGCACAUCGACUCGACAAGCCGCCUGAGCCUGCUUCUGCUGAGUCUCUUCUCGCCGUCGCCUAGAAGUCUGCCACGGACCCUAUCGCUCAAAUGCAUUACUUCUCUCUACCUCAGCCCCUUUGGAAAGUCACUCGAUGACAAACCGACGGCGAUGUGGGUGCGCGAGCUCUUUUGCGAGGUUUGUGACACCCUUAAGCGCCUUAUCGUCGACAUGCCGUUUGGAACACUUUCCGGGUACGACGACCACCUCGACGUCAGGCCGACUUUGACAGAUGGGUUCCAGCGGUUGUCAAAGCUGGAGGAGCUGAUAUGUCUGCGUGACUAUCCAGCUCUGACUUUCAUGCAACAAACCUUCACCGUUAACUGCUGGAGCCUGUGGCCCAACCUGAGGCGCGUUGUGUUAUUCAACGCACCCAUGUCGAGCCACUGGCUUUGGUAUGACAUUGCCAACACCGCCCAGCUCGAGCAGGUCGUCCUCGCGCGACCGCUCGUUCCGCCGCGGAUCAACGUCAAGGACGACUACUAUCAUAUGCUGAACAGCUAUGACCACUUGACGCCCCGGAAGAUCAAGAUUGUGCUUGCCGACGUGGAAAGCGACCUGCCGGAAAUAGAGACGACAAGAUGGGACGAGUAUGAUCCCGAGGGACUGCUGUCCAUUGAGAAAUACGACAUCCCAACGUCCUUUUACGGGGACGAAAAUGCGACUGAUUUGUGCUGCGACUGGGUCAAGAUGGCAGCUCUGAAUGGGUCGAUUUGGGACUGGAAAAGUCACCCAGUCGAUAGUCCGCCAGUAGAUCUGGUUCAGUAG
Messenger RNA from Colletotrichum phormii, 2580 nucleotides. RefSeq lists its product as uncharacterized. The coding region runs from base 1 to 2580 and encodes 859 amino acids. The transcript is spliced from 3 exons. The record is from RefSeq and is a predicted model, not a curated record. Gene Ontology annotation, molecular function: oxidoreductase activity, acting on NAD(P)H. Lineage: Eukaryota; Fungi; Ascomycota; Sordariomycetes; Glomerellales; Glomerellaceae.